This is a messenger RNA of Bacillus rossius redtenbacheri, 7062 nucleotides long. RefSeq lists its product as uncharacterized. NCBI's taxonomy places the organism in Eukaryota, Metazoa, Arthropoda, Insecta, Phasmatodea, Bacillidae. The transcript is spliced from 15 exons. The coding region runs from base 503 to 5176 and encodes 1557 amino acids. Gene Ontology annotation, molecular function: guanyl-nucleotide exchange factor activity. The record is from RefSeq and is a predicted model, not a curated record. Gene Ontology annotation, biological process: positive regulation of Rho protein signal transduction.
CUCGCACAUCAGUACGCGGUGCGAUUCGUCGGGCUGUGGUGGUGGCGCGGUCGGCGCUAGUGUUGAAUGGAGCGUUCGCUUCGUUGCUCGAAACUGACAAGCUGUUUUUUUCUUAUUUUUCUUAUUCUCCACGUGACGACGCGGUCUGGAUUAAUGUUACCGUGACCUGAUCGUGGCGUGCUGACCAUCUUUCGUUGAUGAGGUUGUGAACGAAUAGUGUGCCGUAUUUGUGUGGUUUUUUUUUCUCUCUACUCUCAUCUUACUGGAGGUGAUUGCCCUACGGAGGGAAGAUUGCUGCUGCAGUUUUGUCGGGUGAUUCAAGUACUUUACGGAUAUUUGUCACACGCAAGGCUGGCCGGGCCGUCGGACUGGGGAGACGCGGCGAAGCGGGCAAUCCUCGUCUGGAGCGGCAGCGAUGCGGACGACCGGGGGCGCUCGGACGUGCCCUAGCAGCAGCGUGGGUUAGCACGGAGCCCCGCCUGCCCCCGCCGCCCCCGCCGACAUGAGGCGGCACGGGUUCCCGCCCCCCGACCCCGCCGUCAUCAAGGGCUACCCCGAGGAAGGCGGGCCCGCGGGCAAGGGCUGGGCCAGGCCCGACCCCUACCUCCUGCAGCAGUACCGCACCAAGUACGGCACCCUCUCCGCGGGCAGCGCCCUCUGCAAGUCCAUGAAGUACGCCGAGCCGUGGCUGUACGGCUCGCUGGCCGCGCGCCGCCCCGUCGUGCUGCUCUGCGCGUGCCCCGAGUUCCUCUCGGGCACGCAGCGCUCCAGGAGGUCCCCGCCGGCCGCCUGCAACAAGUGCGGCGGCUCGCGCUCCGCCUGGGGCGCCCCGGGGCCCCCUGGCGGGACCGUGCGGCUGGGUCCCGCGCCCGCGAGGGGCUCGCUCUUCGCCGUCGUGCCGCGGGACGGCAAACCCCCAACCCCCGACCCCUACGACCUGAUGCGCAGGAACAGGCUGGGCAGCGUCACGCCCACGGAGCCGCCCCCCAGGAUGAGCGCCUACGAGCCGACUCGCGCGCGCGCCAAGAGCUCGUCCCCCGGCCGCCGGAAGGGGCGUCGCGACGCCUCGCCGCCGACCGCGGCGACUCCCGGCCCGCGCGCCAGCCGCAGGGACGCCGCCUGGGAAGGAUCCCCGGACUCCGGCAAGAGGAGGUCCAUCCUGGAGUGCGACGUGAACGCGUACGAGCUGAUCGCCAAGUACCUGCGAGGCGGCGGCGGCGGCGGCGGGGGGCGCGCGCGCGAGGGGAACCCGGACGACGAGCUCAGCGACGGCCUGAGCGACAACGCGCUGGAGGACCUGCCGGCCAAGCCGGCCAAGCCGGCGGCGGCCGUCAAGGGCAUCACCCUCGGCGGCCAGACCAUCCGGCUGUUCAGCGGGGCGGAGGAGUCGCCCCCGGCCAGGAGUACCCCCGCGCCCGGCGAGACCCCCUCCCUGAUCCCCCGGCUCGCCUCUCCCCGGAGACCGCCGCGCAGGCUCAAGCCAAGCCACCACAACCAGCCUCCCCCCUCCCCGACGCCCGAGGCGGCCGCCAUCAAGUCCAUACUGAAGAAACGCGCCGCGGCGAGAACUUUCGGCGACACCGUUUCCGAACCGGACCCUGCCGCCUCGGGGCGCCGCUCGCCGCAGCCCGGCUUCCACCUGCCCACCUUCCAGGAGUACCGCCAGCACAGGAAGAAGAAGCAGGUGCAGUUCAAGGAGCUGCGCGCCGGCGACGAGGCGCAGCAGCAGCAGCAGCAGCAGCAGCAGCAGCAGCAGCAGCAGCAGGGGGACCCGGGCGCCGGGCGGCUGAGGGGCGGGGCCUCGCAGUGCAGUGCAGUGCCGGACAGUGACGUGUACCCCGCGGCUCUGCUCGCCUGCAGGGAUGGACCUGCCGCCGGCGGCAGCGAGGGAGACCUCGUAGCCGCCAGUCGCCGGGAGUCCGGCCAGCAUGGCGACGGACUCCGGAGCGAGGCCAGGGACGCCGCGGCCCUGCGCCGCAGCCUGAGCGAGCGGCUGGCCACCACCCCCCACGCCUCGCUGCACCUCGCCGACAGCCGGCGCUCCGCCCUCUUCAACGACACCAUGCGGCUGCGCUUCCAGCCGUCCCGGCGCGUGGACGCGCGGCGCGUGUUCCGCGACCAGAGGCUGCUGAGCCCGGUGCGCGCGCGGCCCCGGGACCCGCCCCCGCCGCCGCCGCCGCCGCCGGCCCCCGCGAGGCGGCGCCCCGGCUCCUGGUCGCCGCCCCACGAGGACUCAGCCAAGAAGGAGCACCGCGUCAGCGACCCGGGCCCGCUGAGGCUGCAGGUGGCCACGCCCGAGAACCCCCCUCUGGCGGAGAGACCCGACCAGGAGAUCCGCACCGUCGUCAGCGUCUCGUCGCCGCCCCAGCAGGACGUGCACCGGCUCGAGGUCAGGGACCCGGGUCCCCGCCGACAGGGCUGCACCUCCAUCAUCAUCGGCGGCGGCGGCGACGACGGACCGGGCCUCGGGAGGACGUCGGUGAUGAUCGGCGACGACGGCGCGGGGACGGCGAACGUGAACACGGUGACGAUCAGCGUCGGGGGCAUGCGGAGGAGCUCGUCGUGCACCUUCAUCGAGACGUGCGGCCGGGUCAGCUGCGUCCCGAUCGACGUGGAUGAACCGUCGUCGUCGCCGCCGUCCACCACGACGACGGUCAUCCCGGUUUCCUCGCCCCAGAGGACCCUGGUGGUCCUCGACCACUGCAGCACCGUGGAGGUCUCCGGGGGCGCGGGCGAAGACGCGUGCGCGCGGCUCGCGCCUCAGGACGACGUCUCAGAGACGCGUCCGGAACCAGUAGUGGCUCCCGAUUGCGAAGCAACCAAAGAUGAGGCUGACGUGCCGCUCAGCCCCACUGUCAGCCCGACGAACAGGGGCCUCGUCGACGACCAGAAGUCACGCCUGGACGACAAGGACGCCAUGAUGGACCCCGUCGAAGCCGUGAAACGAAACCUCGUGCCUCACGUCUGCGGGAAAACCGACGGGAAAUGUUCGUCGGGACGAGAAUAUCCCGCAGAUCCGGACGACGACAACAUAUCGUUGCUGUCGGAGAAGCUGAAAGAGGACUUCUACCUGGUCGCGCCGGCUAUUUCCAGGAGCUUCGACGGCCGCUUGUCGAAGGACCACGUGGAGGUGCCCGAAGCGCUGAUGGAGACCACGGAGGACGAGGACGACGACAUCACGGACGACGAGGACUACGAGGUCUGCUCCUCGCAGCCGACCAUCGCCGCUGACGAAGCCACCGCGAACUUCGACGACGACGGCUCGUCUUCCGUCAGAGACGAGGCGGACGACUCGUUCCAGACGCACCCGGCCGCGCCUCGGCCGCGGUUCGUGGUCGACGAGAAGGACGACGACGAUGAUGACGAGGAGGAGAACGAGUACGAGAGCAUCAAGGACCACAUCUACGAGGAGAUCGGGGACGCGCCGCCGCCGCCGCUGCCGCUGUCGCCGCCGCCGCCGCUGGACGGCCGGAGGCGGUGCCCGCGGUCCAUCUUCGAGGGCGCGUCCAAGCACGACAUCCUGAGCUACCUGGAGGGCGCCAAGGAGCGCGGCAUCCUGCCCGAGGAGUGCUACUACUUCAGCGGCGGCAGCAGCGCCAACGGCGACGAGCCCUUGGACCUGGGGCUGGGCGACCUCAGCAGCCGCGUCAGCCACAUCAGCAACAACAGCGACUCCAGCGAGGACAGCUGCAACCUCGUGGUCACCAGCACGGACGACGAGACCUGCCCGGACAAGGCCCGCAGGAGCUCGGCGGACGUGGAGAGGAACGACUCCGGGGUGGGCUCGGAGACCAGCAAGUCGAGCCGCAGCCGCUGGCAGCAGCACGCGCCGGGCCCCGGGGGUCCCCGCGGGGACCACGACGAAGACCAGGAGGACCGGCCGAGGCACCUGUGCGAGGACUGCGACCAGCCCGUCGAGACCCAGGUCGCCGACAGCGGCCUGAUGUUCGCGCCGCUCGUGUGCCGCAAGUGCGACCGGAGGCGCGCCGAGCGGAAGGACACCAUCGCGGAGAUCGUGGAGACGGAGGAGAAGUACGGCCGCGACCUGCGCAUCGUGCUGGACGAGUUCUACCGCCCCAUGCUGGUGGCGGGGCUACUCACGCCGGACCAGCUGCAGGCCAUCUUCCUGAACGCGGAGGAGCUGCUGGAGCACAACUCCUCGCUGGCCGAGAAGCUGCGCGACGCCCUGGACAUCGCCCUGGAGCAGGGAGACGAGGACCUGCUGACGGUGGACGUGGGUCGUCUCUUCCUCGACGCGGCGCCCAUGCUGCACGCCUUCGAGUCCUACUGCACGCGCCAGGCGGCGGCCUCCCUGCUGCUGGCCAGUCUGGAGAAGGAGAAGGAGCUGCUGCGGAUAUUCCUGAAGGUGUCGCAGAUGGAGAACACCGUGCUCCGCCGCAUGAACCUCAACUCCUUCCUCAUGGUACCCGUCCAGAGGGUGACCAAGUACCCCUUGCUGCUGGCGCGCCUCUACAAGGUGACGCCGCCGCACCACAGCGGCCGAGAGCUGCUGAAGGAGGCGCAGCACAAGAUCGAGCUGCAUCUCGAGCACAUGAACGAGGAAGCCAAAGACUUCACAUCCACGAAACUUUGGAGAAGGAUCUCGAUAAUGAACAGCCGUCGAUCCAGUGGGGAAACUGACAUCAUUAACAUCAAGCUGAGAAAGAUGGCCCUGGACGUCCUGGAGUGGAACCAUGACGAGGCGAGGUUCGUGAUGGAGGGGAAGCUGCUGUACACCAACCCGACAGACAACAACUGGCGGAGGGGUCGCACCAUCAAGCUGAACCCCAUCAACGCCAUGCUCAUCACCAACGGGAAGCCGUCCGAGGAGCACAAGCCGGACCCGGGAGACGAGGCUCUGCUGUUCCCGAGGAAGACGGGAGUUAGGGAGGCCACCCUGCUGCUCCUCAAGGAGAAGGGAGGACGCUACACCCUCAUCAGGGAACCCCUGUACCUGGACAGGUGUAUCGUGUGCUGCGAGGCAGAGUGGGAGGACUAUUUCGAAGUUCAAGAGCUCGCAUCCAAGGACACCUUCAUUUUUAAGGCUGAAGACGGCGAGCGCACCAAAGCGUGGUUCCGGCAGCUCCAGUCCCACUCCCAGGGCCUCGGCGCCUGGAGGAAGAGGCGCAACGCCCUCGCCAACAUCAUGAUCAACGGCAUGCUGACGCGCAACUAGCCCCCCCCGCCGCCCGGCCCCCGUCGUCCCGGGGCGAGCCAGUUACCAGCAGACUCCUCGAAACAUAUCACGUCUGCCCGCCGAGGCCUGACGAGGGCGUCGUUUUUUUUUCCCCACACGCGAGUGGUCUCGGAUGCCUUGCACUCAUUUCGCUUGUGCCAGGCAUUGCACUGAUGCACAAACAUAUCAUUGUGGGGGAAGAAGGGAGAACCAACCGUAGACGUUGUGCCAGAAGGGAUGACCACGACUAGUAUUAUUUAUCAAAAAAAAAAUAUAUAUAUUUUUUUUUUUUACUUAAAUACUCUCUUAGAGAAACCUCGUUCAGUCAAGUUUUUUUUUCUUCCGAGAGCAUUAUUUUUUUCAUUUAUGCUCCACAAAAAAAAUUACAAUCAUCAACCCUCGACACGAAGAUAAUGUUAUAUACGUACAGUAUAUAAAUACCUAUCUAAAUAGCAUUAGAGAAUCUAAACACUGAUUCUGUGUACCAGUGAAUCUUAAGUGGUUUCCCGAAAGUCUUGGGAGAGAAAGUUUCCUAAGUGUGUCAGGUUUUUAGACUUGUUUUCAUUUGCUAGUAUUUAUAUGCAUGUAAAACCUGAAACCAUAAAUAUAUAAAAUUCUAAAAAAUAUCCCAUGUGUAAUUGAAAAUUAUUUGAAGACAGGUAAUUAAAUAUUAAAAUAAAAAUAAAUGUAAUCAUAAAAGGAGUAGUAAACAUAAAAUCCUGGUUUUUCUUGAGGACAUAAGUAGUUGUUUCUGCUGUAGUUGCUGAAACUGUAUUGCUUACUAAAAUUUCCUUUCAGAGAAAUAAAUAUUAUCAGUGUUAGCCGGAUCCUACCAGAAAAUUGUAUUUCCUUCCUAAAAAUAAGUCAAGAUUUUAACUUUUUAAUGAACUUUAGUACUAAGUUAUUGAUUACCAGUCAAAAAUAUUUUGAAGGGCGCAUACUUCCAAGCUCUUCCUCAUACAUUACCUCAAAUUAAUUUCAGGCUGAUAGGGUACACGUUUGCUUAUAAAUAAGUACCAUGAUUUCCACGUGGGUGUACACUUCAUAAUAACUAUAGGUAGUUAUAAUAUUCUGUACAUAUUUCAAGUACACAGAACAUAUGCAAAUAAUCAUAAUAUUUGUAAUGUGAAUUCUUUUUAAAAAAUGCCACUUUUCAAAAUACCACUUCUAUGAGUGUCUUCCACAGCCUUUUUUUUUUCAUAUUAAGUUUUUAAAGAUGAACUUAUAAUUUUUUCUAAGAAAUCUUUGUAAUUUCAAACAUUUUCUAAGCAUGUUGAUUGUAAUAUACUCACUAGUUUGUACACUUUUCUGGCACAAUGUACGAUAUUGUGUGCGGUACUGCACACUUCCUUAGGCGUAGGAAAAAUUUCACAGAAUCUUAAAAUUCGAAACAUGUUUUCUAUUUUGAGAGCACUUUUAAUGAAUAAUGUAUACACAUGGUUUCACUAUAUUUUUUUCAAAUACUCUUUUGAUACUGUUUAAUCUCGCACAUCCAAUAUGAAUGUGUGUUCAUGAUGAAGCGCACAAAUCUUAAGAGAACUGGCAACAGAGUUGCUUGUUCACAGACUUGGCGCAUGUGUGCUGUGAUAUAUUUGUACUGUAAACACUUUAUAACCUAAACUUUUGCAGUGUAAAUUUGUUGUAUAAUCACCUACAGUGACUUAUAAAUUGUAAUGUGAAUUAAUAGUUGUAAGUUUUGCAAGGUUAUGUAGUACAAGUAGUGUCAAUAAAAUGUACAGGACAUGUAAAAAAAAAUAUCACUACUUUAACUUGUUUAUUAUUAAUUGGGCCUCUGUACAAAUAGCAGUUAAAUAAAUGAUGAAAUACAAAACUUGGUGUUUCAUUAUACACGAUACGUCGAUACAGCAAAUAUGUUUUGAGAUGAG